This is a messenger RNA of Labeo rohita (rohu), 835 nucleotides long. Its product is annotated as GTPase IMAP family member 7-like. The transcript is spliced from 3 exons. The record is from RefSeq and is a predicted model, not a curated record. The coding region runs from base 89 to 835 and encodes 248 amino acids. Lineage: Eukaryota; Metazoa; Chordata; Actinopteri; Cypriniformes; Cyprinidae. Gene Ontology annotation, molecular function: GTP binding.
AUUGCUUGAUUAAAUGAUUUACAGCUUGCUGAGGAUUAUUUAAUAGCUUCUGAAAAAUAUUGAAAGUGACCAUUUACAGCUAAGCAGAAUGAGCAAAAUGAGCGAGAAAGGGUUAUCUAAAUGGAGGAUUGUUCUGCUGGGUAAAACUGGGGAAGGAAAAAGUGCAACAGGAAACACCAUACUGGGAAAUAACUGUUUUCGUAGUGCAUAUUCCAUGCGUUCAAUUACAGUCACCUGUGAAAAAGCAAAUGCAAAUCUGUUUGGUAGAAACAUUUUAAUAAUUGACACUCCAGGAUUGUUUGACACAUCAUUGUCUGAACAAGAACUGAAAACUGAGUUAGAGAAUUGUGUCUACAUGUCUGCUCCCGGUCCCCAUGCUUUUCUGCUGGUGAUCAGACUGGAUGUCAGGUUUACAAAAGAAGAGAAGGAUGCAGUGAAAUGGAUUCAGGAGAACUUUGGACAAGAUGCUUCACAAUACAUCAUCAUUCUUUUCACACAUGCCGAUGUACUGCAGGGAAAUUCAUUAGAUGAGUUUAUUAAAGAAAAUCAAGAUCUACAAGAUUUAACUAAGAAAAUCCCUUAUCACUCCUUCAACAAUGAAAACAGACAAAAUCAGGAUCAAGUUAAAGAGCUGCUAAAGAAAAUUGAACAAAUGGUGGAGAGACACAACGGAGCACACUACACAAAUGGGAUGUAUGCCAAAGCCCAGAGAAAGAUUAGGGAGCAGGAGCGGCGGCAGCGGGAGCAGGAGCGGCGGCAGUGGGAGCAGGAGCGGCAGCAGUGGGAGGAGCAGCAGCAGUGGGAGCAGGAGCAGCAGUGGGAGGAGCAGCAGUAG